CGGUUUCUCCUCGCGCAGUGACUGUCAAAGCUCGAGCGGGUGGCGCCUCCCCUUUUCCUCUAUAUAUGACCAGCCUCAACUCCUCCGCUGUCUCACACAGUGCGUUCACACUCGGAGAGGAGAUGUGGUCAGGAUAGAACUGCUCUUCUUUUCUUGCGUGCACUAAAUUGCGUUUUUACACGAAACCUCUUGUUGCGUCCCGCGCACGUUUGUUGUUUUCGUUCCCCUUUCUCGUUUAGCUCUUUGUGGUUUUAUUUAUUAAAAUGAAGGCCAGCGCACCGGUUCGCCCUCACAAGGUUUCUUCUGGCUGCAGUCAGCUCCCCUUGCGUUAUUUGACGGAGCGCAGCCGAUGCAAAAUGGAAGAGGAGGAUCUUUUUUGUCUGCAGUACGACAUGAACGACUGCUACAGCCGACUCAAGCGCCUGGUGCCCACUAUUCCGCAGGAUAAGAAAGUCAGUAAAGUGGAGAUCCUCCAGCAUGUCAUUGACUAUAUCCUGGACCUGCAGCUGGCGUUGGAGACGCACCCGUCUCUCCUAAAACAGACGAGCCCACCCGCCUCCACACGGACCCCUCUCACACAGAUCAACACAGAGCAGAGGACGACGGGUGUCAAUAAGGAGGACUCGAUUUUGUGUCGCUGAAAUGUUGCACACCGGUGUGCACUGAACCCAUCCAAAGCCAAGCCCAGCUUCACCAGGGAAUCCAACACACACCAGGCCCAAUCGCAGGGGAGCAGCACUGAAACUAAUAGCUACUAAAUCAUAAUAUGUAAACAUUUUAACGUCAGCUGUCAAAGAUGCGGUGAAGCCAGCCAGAUUUCUCCUGUGCCCAUUCUGUUCUCUCUCAGGGGGGGAAAUGCUGAAUUUGGACAGAGAGUCCCCCCACCCCCCUCUCCCUCCCUUUCACACCACUGAAAUUUUAAUUUGAACAAGACACCUCAGAUUUAAAAAAGAAAAGAAGAAAAAACCUGCAUCUAAUUUUACUAAAA
Molecule: messenger RNA, 988 nt
Organism: Rhinichthys klamathensis goyatoka
Lineage: Eukaryota; Metazoa; Chordata; Actinopteri; Cypriniformes; Leuciscidae
Gene: id4
Product: inhibitor of DNA binding 4
Exons: 3
Coding region: 264-641 (125 amino acids)
Biological process (GO): negative regulation of transcription by RNA polymerase II; cell differentiation; circadian regulation of gene expression
Cellular component (GO): nucleus; cytoplasm
Molecular function (GO): transcription regulator activity; protein dimerization activity
Source: RefSeq, a predicted model, not a curated record